Molecule: messenger RNA, 2646 nt
Organism: Carica papaya (papaya)
Lineage: Eukaryota; Viridiplantae; Streptophyta; Magnoliopsida; Brassicales; Caricaceae
Source: RefSeq, a predicted model, not a curated record
GUUGCUCGCCUUUUCUUCUCACUUUCACUCCUCUCUUUCCCGCUGUCUCCUUCUUCCCUCUCGCUCUGGUUUUUCUUCUUCUCAGACUCACAGGGAAAACAUAAGAACCUAUCUCGACGAAUUCAGCUUUUGGAUCAAGCGUACAGAUACAGAAUCCUCGUUUUGGUUUUUGUUUCUUGCGUGCAUGUGGAAGUGGGGCCUUGUUGCUUCAUUGAGCUAUCUCGACCAAUUUUGCUUGUUUUUAUUGUCACUGUUUGUUGGACGCAGCUUUUCUUGGUAUUGUGAUUGGAGUUUGCCUUGUGGAGGGAGCGUAUGCCUGGAAACAAGUAUAACACGAAUUCAACCCACAUACCUCAGACUCGGACAGGAAGGUUAUUGAGAGAAAAAGAGCUUAGAGAUCGAAGAAAGAGUAGUUGGGCUGCUUCACACUCUAAUGAAGUGACUGGUAAUAAUCGGGGAACUGAAUUCUCUGAUCAUGACUUACGUUUAGGUGAAGGUGAAAACUCCAGGUCCUACAUUGAACGAUUCUUGGAGGAGGCUGCGGCUGCAAGGGCACAAGCUGAGGGAUGUGAUAGACAAGAUGUAAGGCCUUACAACAGGCAACGACUGCUGGUGGUGGCUAAUAGGUUGCCGGUUUCUGCUGUUAGAAGAGGUGAAGACUCUUGGUCCCUUGAGAUUAGUGCUGGGGGUCUGGUUAGUGCCCUUCUGGGUGUGAAGGAGUUUGAGGCAAGAUGGAUAGGAUGGGCUGGAGUGAAUGUGCCAGAUGAGGUUGGACAGAAGGCACUCACCAAAGCUUUAGCUGAAAAGAGGUGUAUUCCAGUGUUCCUUGAUGAAGAGAUUGUUCAUCAGUACUAUAAUGGCUAUUGCAAUAACAUUCUUUGGCCUCUUUUUCAUUACUUGGGACUUCCACAAGAAGAUCGCCUUGCCACCACCAGAAGUUUCCAGUCUCAGUUUGCUGCAUAUAAGAAGGCAAAUCAAAUGUUUGCUGAUGUUGUCAAUAAACAUUAUGAAGAGGGUGAUGUUGUCUGGUGUCAUGACUAUCAUCUUAUGUUUCUUCCAAAGUGCCUUAAAGAAUAUAACAGUAGUAUGAAAGUUGGCUGGUUUCUCCACACACCAUUCCCUUCAUCGGAAAUCCAUAGAACAUUGCCAUCACGGACAGAGCUGCUACGUUCAGUUCUUGCUGCCGAUUUAGUUGGUUUUCACACCUAUGACUAUGCAAGGCAUUUUGUGAGUGCUUGUACUCGUAUUCUUGGACUUGAGGGAACACCCGAGGGAGUAGAGGAUCAAGGGAGGCUGACUCGUGUGGCUGCAUUUCCCAUUGGCAUAGACUCAGAUCGGUUCAUACGAGCACUUGAAGUUCGUGAGGUCCAGGAACACAUCAAAGAUUUAAAAGAAAGAUUUUCUGGCCGAAAGGUAAUGUUAGGUGUUGAUCGCCUUGAUAUGAUUAAAGGGAUUCCCCAAAAGCUUCUGGCAUUUGAAAAAUUUCUUGAAGAAAAUCCACAAUGGCGCGACAAAGUUGUUUUGUUGCAAAUUGCAGUUCCUACAAGAACAGAUGUCCCUGAAUAUCAAAAACUUACAAGCCAGGUUCAUGAAAUUGUUGGACGCAUUAAUGGCCGAUUUGGAACAUUGACUGCUGUUCCAAUACAUCAUCUGGAUCGUUCAUUGGACUUUCAUGCAUUGUGUGCAUUAUAUGCUGUUACUGAUAUAGCACUUGUGACAUCUUUGAGGGAUGGGAUGAAUCUUGUCAGUUAUGAGUUUGUUGCAUGCCAAGGUGCAAAAAAAGGAGUUCUGAUUCUCAGUGAAUUUGCAGGUGCAGCACAGUCACUGGGUGCUGGGGCCAUCCUGGUAAAUCCUUGGAACAUCACAGAAGUGGCUGCUUCAAUUGGUCAGGCACUGACCAUGUCGGCUCAAGAAAGAGAGAAGCGGCAUGAGCAUAAUUUUUUACAUGUCACAACUCACACUGCUCAAGAAUGGGCAGAAACUUUUGUAAGUGAAUUAAAUGAUACUGUGGUCGAGGCACAGCAAAGGUCGAGCAAAGUCCCACCUGAGCUUCCACAACUGGAUGCAAUUGAACGAUAUUUGCAGUCUAACAAUCGCCUGCUGAUAUUGGGGUUCAAUGCAACAUUAACUGAACCAGUAGAUACACCUGGGAGAAGAGGUGAUCAAAUUAAAGAGAUGGACCUCAAAUUGCAUCCGGAGUUAAAAGGACCCUUAACAGCACUCUGCAGUGAUCCAAAGACAACCAUAGUUGUCCUCAGUGGCAGCCACAGACAUGUCUUAGAUGAUAAUUUUCGGGAGUAUGACAUGUGGCUGGCAGCUGAAAAUGGGAUGUUUUUACGACUUACAAAGGGAGACUGGAUGACAACAAUGCCGGAGCACUUGAACAUGGAGUGGGUUGACAGUGUAAAGCAUGUUUUUGAGUACUUCAAAGAGAGGACACCUCGAUCCCACUUUGAUGUACGCGAAACAUCACUUGUAUGGAACUACAAAUAUGCAGAUGUUGAAUUUGGACGGCUUCAAGCACGAGAUAUGUUGCAGCAUCUCUGGACUGGACCAAUCUCUAAUGCAUCGGUUGAUGUUGUUCAAGGAAGCAGAUCUGUUGAGGUGCGAGCAGUGGGUGUUACAAAGGUAAUGACUUUCUCUUCA